This is a messenger RNA of Canariomyces notabilis, 1212 nucleotides long. RefSeq lists its product as uncharacterized. Gene Ontology annotation, biological process: mitochondrion organization. Gene Ontology annotation, cellular component: membrane; mitochondrion. The transcript has 3 exons. Lineage: Eukaryota; Fungi; Ascomycota; Sordariomycetes; Sordariales; Chaetomiaceae. The record is from RefSeq and is a predicted model, not a curated record. Bases 1 to 939 code for a protein of 312 amino acids.
AUGGCGAACCGCAACCCAUUCGAGGAAUACGCCAACAGAAUCCGACAGGCCGCUAGAGCCGGUGGCCAAGUAAGCUUCUCGCGAGGUACCGGAUUCCCCGGCGGCAGGCCACCCCGCGGCCUCGGCGCUGGCAUUUUUGGUCUCGCUCUUUUGGGUGGCGGCGCAUUGCUCUUUCAGAGUGCCCUGUUCAACGUCGAUGGUGGCCAUAGAGCGAUCAAGUAUACAAGAAUAAGUGGUGUCAGCAAGGAUAUCUAUGGAGAAGGGACCCAUUUCGUGAUUCCGUGGUUCGAGACGCCUGUUAUCUACGAUGUGCGGGCGAAGCCGAGAAACGUCUCCUCCCUAACAGGGACGAAGGACCUUCAGAUGGUCAACAUUACCUGUCGUGUGCUCUCGAGACCGGAUGUCUCGGCCCUCCCUCAGAUCUACCGCACUCUCGGCCAAGACUACGAUGAGCGCGUUCUUCCAUCGAUCGUGAACGAGGUCCUGAAGAGCGUUGUUGCUCAAUUCAACGCCAGUCAAUUGAUCACGCAGAGAGAAAUGGUUGCCAGGCUUGUGCGGGAGAACCUCUCCCGGAGAGCCGCUCGCUUCAAUAUUCUCCUGGACGAUGUGUCUCUGACGCAUCUCGCAUUUUCUCCCGAGUUUACAGCAGCCGUUGAAGCGAAACAGGUUGCGCAGCAAGAGGCUCAGCGUGCCGCCUUCAUUGUCGACAAGGCACGGCAAGAGAAGCAGGCCAUGGUGGUCAAGGCCCAGGGUGAGGCCCGGUCUGCGGAGCUUAUCGGUGAGGCUAUCAAGAAGAGCAAAGCAUAUGUGGAGUUGAAGAAACUGGAGAACGCGCGGGCGAUUGCAGGGCUCCUCCAGGAGGCAGGCGGCAAGAACAGAUUGCUCCUCGACUCCGAGGGCUUGGGUCUGAACGUCUUCGAGGAUUCGGAGAAGAAAUAACGGAUGAUGACAGGCAUGGAAUGGGAAGGCAAGGGGCAAUCUCUACUGUAUGCGUAUUGGAAGACGGGUAGCAGUCCCCAGUGUAACAACAUAAUCAUUAUGAUUUCGGGUUCGCCAAGGCCUCAGUGUCAGUUCUUGAGGACAGAUUGUCCGGGGUUGUCUCGAGUAUCAAGUAUGGCCAACAGCGGACAAUAGGCCUGCCCCCUCAGACAGGCGAAUACGGCAGCGGAAGCCAAUAUCUCGGGAAUCAAGUAUUGCCUUUCCAGUAGAAAC